AUGACUUAUUUCUCUAAAGAGGAAAAGAGGCCAAAACGUAUCGGCUCAGUUCCUGGUCAUUUGGUAAUCAACCGUGGGAGGGAAGAAGGUAAUUCUCGACUCUACAAUGACUAUUUUUCUGAUAAUCCCACAUACGGUGCAAAUUUAUUCCGUAGAAGAUUCCGAAUGCAAAGGAGUCUUUUCCUUCGUAUCGUCGACGCUGUACGAGAGCACGAUAACUAUUUUGUACAGAAGGUGGAUAGUGUCGGCCGGAUUGGACUAUCUACUUUACAAAAAGUAACAGCAGCAUUUCGCAUGUUGGCAUAUGGUGCACUGGCAGAUAGUACUGACGAAUAUGUAAGGAUUGAAGUGUAUGGAGAUGAAUAUCUUAGAUCCCCCUAUACCGACGAUGUUGCAAGACUGUUACAAAAAGGCGAAGAGCGAGGUUUCCCAGGAAUGAUGGGAAGUCUAGACUGUAUGCAUUGGGAAUGGAAAAACUAUCCAACAGCAUGGGCGGGACAAUACUCAGGACGUCACGGAGGCCCAACCAUUAUUCUUGAGGCAGUAGCAUCGUAUGACCUAUGGAUAUGGCAUGCAUUCUUUGGCUUGCCAGGUUCUAAUAACGAUAUUAAUGUAUUACAAGCAUCUAAUUUGUUUGACAACCUAACGCAAGGUAUUACUCCUCCUGCUCAUUAUACAAUUCAAGGAAAGAAUUAUGAUGUCGGUUAUUAUUUAGCCGAUGGCAUAUACCCGAAAUGGACAACCCUUGUUCAAACCAUUUCCAAAUCCGAAGAUAAAAAGAAACAAUAUUUUGCAAUGAUGUAA
This is a messenger RNA of Asparagus officinalis (garden asparagus), 804 nucleotides long. RefSeq lists its product as uncharacterized. The record is from RefSeq and is a predicted model, not a curated record. The transcript has 2 exons. NCBI's taxonomy places the organism in Eukaryota, Viridiplantae, Streptophyta, Magnoliopsida, Asparagales, Asparagaceae. Bases 1 to 804 code for a protein of 267 amino acids.